Saccoglossus kowalevskii is the source of this 3589-nucleotide messenger RNA. RefSeq lists its product as uncharacterized. Lineage: Eukaryota; Metazoa; Hemichordata; Enteropneusta; Harrimaniidae. Gene Ontology annotation, biological process: protein deubiquitination; proteolysis. The record is from RefSeq and is a predicted model, not a curated record. Gene Ontology annotation, molecular function: cysteine-type deubiquitinase activity.
AUGCCUCGGGGUGGAGCUAUGAAACUACCUUCCCAGGAAGAGUAUGAUCUGAUGAAAAUUGUAUUAUCUAAAGAAAAAACAAUGAAAGAUAUUCCAAAAGAUGUUGGACGGAAACGAAGAUCUGUAUAUUACAGAUUGUAUUUAUCAAAAUCAACGUACAAACUAGAAGAUGCAUUAUAUCCUCCUACAGGACUGAAAACCAAAUGCAUCACUGAGAAUGGCAGAAUAGUUGUUCCGAGGGAACAUCUUCAUGAAGUUGUAAUGCAUUAUUACAAGGAGAUGAAAGGUGCGGGAGCGAGAGCGAUAUGUUAUCGUUUGAAACAUUUCUUCACAGGCAUUGGUGUGCAUAUUAUUCAAAGAAUUUUGAAUUCGUCUGCUGUUCAUGGAAAAGAGGCACCUAAAUUUGAUGCUAAAGCCCCAUUACACCCUGUUGUUGCCCAUAAGGUAAUGGAAAUCAAUCAAGUUGACUUGAUUGACAUGACAUCAAAGCCAUGUAAUUUAAAUGGUGUAAUUUACAGAUAUAUUUUGACUGUAGAAGAUGUUUUUUCAAGGUUCUUAUUUCUUUAUGGAUUACAAAGUAAGGAGGCUGUUUUAGUGACAGAAAAGUUACGUGCGCUGUAUGAUCAAUUUGGACCACCAAAGAUACUCCAAUCAGAUCAAGGAACUGAAUUUAAGGGUAUUGUAGAAUUAGUAGCCAGUUCGUACAACAUCAGAAUGGUGAAAAGUCGCAGUCAUCAUCCCCAAUCUCAAGGAAAGGUUGAACGUUCACACCGCACAAUCAAAACUAGGCUUAAAUUUGAUGAAUUUAGUGAGAUGGCUAAACAAAAAGGUCUGGAGUGGAUGGAGUGUAUCCCUUCCUGUGUAAAUGUUUACAAUAACACAUAUAAUCAAGCUAUAAAAAUGACUCCAUUUGAGGCUUUUUUUGCGAGAUCUAACCAUGCCUUCUCUAGAGAACCAAAUUCCAAUGAUGGCAGCCAAAAGGCAAGAGAUACAGAAGGAAAACCAGAACAAACAUUGUCCCAUUGGGUCUCAGUGUCGAACCUGAUCCGAGAGAAAGCCUUUCAUGCGAGUGAGAGUGAAUCGGAAAAAAUGGUUCACAGAGUUAUGGCCAAACACCCAGUAGCCUUGUAUGAGAAAAAUGAAAAUGUUUUGGUUAAAUUAAAACCCAAAACAAAACUCUCAAGCAAGAAUAAGUCUCAGAUUUUCGAUGGGAAAAUUAUUGACUAUAAUGAUGACACUCAUAUGUACAAGAUUGAGUUUAAAUUGGAAAAAAAGUCAAUAACAAGGUGGUUCGCAUUGUCUGACAUCACAAGUUUGACUCGUUCAAAAGAGAGAGAAAAAAGGUCCAAAGAUCCUAUACGAUGCAAAUGCAAAAAGUCUUGCAUGAAGAUUGCAAGCAGGAAAUGUACCUAUGAAAUGAAUAAAUUGUGUUGCAAAAGAACGGUCAAACAAGUACCAUGUACUAUUAAACAGCACAAUCAUGCUAAACAGAUUUGGAACACUUGCAUGGCAAAAGGGACCUUCAGUGAUUUGGGAGACAAGAAAAGCAAUGAGAAGAAUAAGAAUCAAAGUGAACAAACAUAUGAUACUGAUAUGUUUCUUAAAGAACUUGAAUUGGCCCUUAAUAGAGUUGAAAGCCAUGAAGAAAGGCUCUUGCAAAGAGUUGAAGCAGAAGGAUUUUCUGUACGAAAUCCUAUACUUGGUGAUGGAAACUGUUUUUUUAGGUCAAUUGAAGAUCAGUUAGAGCGGUUUGAAUUUCUGGAAAUAAGAGAUUAUAAACUUUUAAGACAGCAAGUUGUACAAUACAUGAUUGAUCAUCCAUUAACAGAGGAUGGUAUAAACCGUAAACAUCAGAUAGUUGGAAACUGGAGGCAGUACAUAAAAAAAAUGAAAAAAGAUGGUACAUGGGCUGAUCAUGUGUGCGUUCAAGCGACAAGUGAAAUGCUGAAAAUCCCAAUACACAUUGUAACUUCUGCAUCACCUGAGUCCGAUAAAUUUGAUAUUAUAUUCAGCCCGAAGAACUGUAUUCCUAAUUGUAAAUUACUACUUGGGCAUAUAAGCGAAAAUCAUUACAUCAGUUUGGAUGUAGCAGAUUCAUCAACUGAUUAUUCGCAUAAAUAUGAUCUUAGAGUGUGUCCCCCAAAGAAACGGUUCUCCCAAAGCUGGUUGCAGUAUGAAGCUUCUAAAAUAGAAAAUAAAGUGGAAAGCAGUGCAGUUUCUGUUGCUGGUAGUACCUCCAAGAAUUAUGAUGAGAAUUUUACACAAGGAGAUACUGCUUUUAGUGCUGAGCAUUGUGAUAUCAUUGACAAUCAACAUUUGAAUUCAGAUAUCAUAAAUAUUUAUUGUCAGUUAUUGUUCAAAUCGUUGUCUGUCAAGGAUCAAUGUGAUAUUGGUAUUGCUUCAACUUUUUUGAUUCCAGCUCUUGAAAAGGGCACAAAGAAUUAUAAGGCCUUCAUUACACAGAAAUCAUCACUAUGGAAUUUGAAGUUUUUGUAUGUACCUAUACAUGUCCCUUCUGGAAUAGGUCAUUGGAUAUUGGCUCGAAUGGAUGUUCAAAAGCAGUUAGUGGAAAUUUAUGACUCACUUGCAUCAGAGUAUACUUAUGUAGAAGAUUCGCUUAGGAAACCACUACCUGAGGAGCAUGAAAAAUCUAUGGAUGUCAUACUUUCAGAUGUUAGUUCAGAAAGCCAAGAUGCAGAUAACCAUAAUGAAGAAAUAACUAUGAUCACAGACAGUCAGUACACAGAUAUUUUAUGCCUAACGGAUGGAGUGAUAUCAUGCAGUGGUGAGUGUGCUGGGCACACCGAUAAACACAAAAUGUUCAUAAAUAAUUAUGAGCAUAAUUAUUGUGGCAGAAGAACAGUUAAGAAAUUUGGGUAUGGAAUGAACUUUGUGUCUUCAAAGGUGUAUGAAAAGAUACAAGAAAGACUAUUAAAAGAACACUUAAUAAAAAAACAUCUGACAAAAAGUAUUUUUGAAACAAGUACACAAAUGGUUUGCACCUCCAACAAAACAAUAUUUAUGAAGAAACAAGCCAAAAAGUAUCCCAUGUAUUUUGCUACAAGGUUCAUUGGAGACGUUUUGUUAAAAGAGGCAAUUGCAUUUUUAGUAAAAAGGAAGAAGAACGUUUCUUUACAUGAAGCAGAUGAACUUUGUGCUCAAACAGACAUAUUGAGAGAAGAAAUUUAAUUUUUUUCACAUUUUACGUCAUAAAGACCAUCAGACGUGCUGCAAUACUUUUAUUCAAACUUUGCAUUAACAUCACUCAUGGUAUGUUAUUGUUACCACCUUGCACCAAUUUGUUAGUAACUAAAUUAUGCCCUGAGAUUAAAGUAUUUUGCUCGACUAAUAAUAGAGACCAGAUUUUCAGUAAGAUAUUCUCAAAGAUGUUAAUUAAUGCAUUUACUAGAUAUGUUAUUUUUGUUAUAUUAUAGUUAUAGAUAACUAUUUCACUCAUUUUCUUUUUUCCUUAAAUGUUAAAAUAUUUGUAUUGUCGGCAGAAUUUUGUUGAAAGCCAUUUUAAUUUUGACUCACCUGGCCAAAAAUCAAAUCUAAGCAUGCUAGCAGAGAGGGUACGUAAUGUUUUAAG